Humulus lupulus (European hop) is the source of this 1508-nucleotide messenger RNA. RefSeq lists its product as uncharacterized. The record is from RefSeq and is a predicted model, not a curated record. Bases 384 to 1247 code for a protein of 287 amino acids. The transcript is spliced from 3 exons. Lineage: Eukaryota; Viridiplantae; Streptophyta; Magnoliopsida; Rosales; Cannabaceae.
AGCCGAUCUCUCCUUCUCCCACCCACCCACCCACAACCUCACGAAAACCGACUGACCCGCCUUCACUCUCACGAACACCGACAUUGGCUCGGCAAUGGAGUAGCAGUAGCUUCGACUGAGACGCACUCAAUACCAGACGCUAUCCAAAGCAUCUCUUUCCUUUCUCCUCCCUAUGUCUUCCCCGAACUUCCAUGCCCUAAUAAUCCCCUUAUUAUGUACAUAUUUUGUUAAAUUUCCAACACCAAGCCCUGGCUUUCUUUUCCCAACCCCAGUUUCUCCCUAAAUUUCGAUACUUGUAACUAGGGCUACUUCACCGCACUGCACUUCCUCAUUUGCGUUUUCCUGGUCUUUUGUUGUAUACGAGUACAUCAAUAUUCACUGCAAUGGCGAUUAUUGGGGACGCGCUUCGUCAGGCGUUUAUGCAGAAGCCGGAGUACGAAAGCCUCAAGGAAGAAGACAGAGCAUUGGGCAAACUUCAGCGACCUUUCUUGGUAGCUUUCAUGGCUGUAGUUUGUCUCGUCGUUGUGGUAUGCGUGAUUAUUACGUUGAGGAUGGUUUUUCCGGCUGACCCUGGGAGCAGACCAUUCUGCGGUGACCGGGGGCUUCAGCCACUUCCGAUCAACGUUAAAGGAGGGGAUUCUGAUCUCUUUCCGCAUUCUUUUUAUCUUACGGAUCAGGAAACUGUGGAUUAUUUCUGGAUGGUUUGCUUCGUUCCUACUAUGAUCACUUUCUUGCUAACUGUUGUGUAUCUGAUAGCGGGCAUUACCGUUGCUUAUUCUUCUCCAAUGAGACAUAUUUGCUUAAAGGUCGUUGAAAAUAGCUAUUGUGCUUCAAAACGAGGUGGGGUCCGCUGUUUGUCCAUUUUAAAUGCUAUUUUUGCAAUUGUGUUUGGUCUUCUUGCUUUGUUUUUUGGUUCAAGCCUCUUGACACUGGGGAAUAAUUGCUCCAAACCCCUCUUUUGGUGCUAUGAGUUUGCAUCUUGGGGUUUGGUUAUUCUGUACGGGGGAACUGCUUUUUUCCUGAGAAGGAAAGCAGCCAAUCUCGACAAUGGAGAUUCCAGUCAAAACCAUGGGCUUGAGAUGUUCGUAGCCAACCCCUUGGAAGUCACACCAGGUGUUGAAAGACGGAUUAGCGAAGGUUUUAAGGCAUGGAUGGGGUCAUCCUACUUAUCCUCUGACGAGGAAGAUGAACCUGACCAUGAGGUGUCUCCCUUAACACGUACCAACUCAAACAGGCAGACAGUCUAAACCUUGACUGGCCUCAGCUUUGGAUGAGAAAGUUAAGGAUUUUUUCUUUUCUUUUGAUAAAGCAAAAUGUGCAUAUAUUUACAAUUGCUUGUUGUUCUUUUGUGGUAAUCAUUUGUAGUUUCCAAAUAAUUUCAAAUAGCGAUUCUACAUUUUUGACUGGAGGGAUGAAAUGCAAGUCGCUUUUGUGUGUUUCAUCAUGAGCUUGUAUUCAAUAAAUUCCUCAAAAAAUAUUAGAACAUCCCAGUUAAGGUUAAAUAGAAA